Diabrotica balteata is the source of this 1239-nucleotide messenger RNA. The record is from the annotation of a GenBank genome assembly. NCBI's taxonomy places the organism in Eukaryota, Metazoa, Arthropoda, Insecta, Coleoptera, Chrysomelidae.
AUGACGACUACAGUGUCAUCGAUAUUGAAAUUUUUGGAAAACGCAGAUAAAAAUUUUGAAAUGGAUACAGAUUCAGACAUUCCAAAAACUAAAAAGAGAAAAUUGGAUCAUUUGACAUGGGAAGAAAAAUUACAAAGGAAGAAAUUAAAAAAUCGUGUGGCAGCCCAAACUUCUCGAGAUAGGAAAAAGGCCAAGAUGGAACAGAUGGAGCAGGCUCUCCAGCAGCUCUUUGUGAAAAACGAGUCACUAUUAGUUGAAUGUAAAAACCUCAAGCUUGCCAACCAGAAGCUCCAACAAGAAAACACAGAACUGUACAAUCGUUUGCAGGCCCCUUGUCUGUCAUGUGCCCAAGCUCAAAACCGUUCUGUCGGGUGUGAGUCCCUAAAUGGAUCCACAGAGAAGAGUCACACACCCAGCAGCGGCUUUGAGCAAGCAACAGACAAUGGUCUUGUUGAAAAUCGUACUGACCUGCCUUCUUUACCGGACCUCCUUGAUGAACUCGAGGCAGACGUCGAUCUUAACUCGUUGGAACAACUCACUCAGAGCCUCCUUGAAGAUAUCGCCAGAGACUUGGAAGCUACUGCUCAGAAAACAAGUACUGAAGAAUCAAGAAGUAAUGGAAGUAGUUCUGGGGAAAUGGUGGGGAAGACAUCAACAGAGUUGGAAUCCAGUGGGUGCGCAACCAAUACUAAGUCGCUAGAAAGCGACAUCUCAGAGUAUUUGCUGCUCCACCACAACUAUGCUGCUAAACCCCCAUUAGACGACACAUUAAAUGCUAAGAGCCCAAUUAGUAGAAUCAGAAAAUUAAAAACUAUCAAACCAAAGCGCAAGAUUGUCAAUACAAAACCUGUUAUUCCUGAAAGCGAUGUGGUUUAUGGAACACUUGAUGAAGUUAGCAAUGUUGUCACGAUAAUAGUGGACAGUAAUGGAGUACCAAUGACAGAAGAAGCAUUACAAAGGUUAGAAAACAGAGAGGAGGAAACCCAACUCACUGUUCCUUUACCUCUUGCAACGCAAUCUGAAUUGGUUACUUCUUUACCAGUUGCUGAAUCAAAAAGAGCUAGUUCAUCAUAUGUUGCUGAAUCAAACCUAACAGUUCCAACAGCCAUGCUAGAAUGUUUGUCUCCAAUGUCCUGCAGUGACUCUGAUCGAGGGUAUGAAUCAUUAGAUUCUCCGAUCAGUUUACCUGAGGAUCUUUGGGACCAAAGUAUAUCAGAGCUAUUUCCUUCUUUACUCUAG